AUGGACCUCUUCAGGGCGUGCUCCCGGGCUGAUGAUGGCCCCAUCAACCCCCAGGAUCCCAAGUAUCAGGCGGACGAGAAGUUCAAGCCUGACAAGGAGUCCGCUUGGGAGCAGAGGCCAGUGCACCGGGACAGCUGGACGCUGUCUCACAAUGCCAUCCGAGGAGAGAUGAAGGAACUCCACGGGGCGCUAAAGGCGGCCGCUGGCCGCGGGGGGCUGCAGCCCUGGGAGACCAAGGCACUGAAGGACGCGUUUGCGGAGCACUCGGCCCAUGUCAAGGCCCACUUCGCCAACGGGGAGGAUGUGCUGAAGCCAUUCCUUGCUCCACGCAUCAAGCUGGACCCAAAGCUGAGCAGCAAAAGUGGGAAGAGCUUGGAGUGUUUGGCCAAGCUGGACGAGCAAGUGGGCGCUCUCAGUGGAAAUGCGGAGGAGGUGUUAAAAUCCUUCGAGCCCUACAUGACUGACAUGCUCGACUACCUUGGGGCCGAGGAGGGUUCUUCGUUGCUGCUCAUGCGGGCCUACUUCACGCCAGAUGAGGUCAUGCCAAUUGUUCAGAAGUUGGCGGCUCAAUCUCCGGGCGCAGCCAUCGGAAGCAUGGUGUACUAUGCAGGCGACGACACCUUUUCAGAGUACAUGACACAGGAGAGCAUUGGAAACUUCGGGUGGUACUUCAAUUACAAGGGCCAGAGGGAUAGCUUCAAGAAGUCCUUCGUCCAAAACCUGGAGAGCGUGUCGGCGGGCAAGAUGCCUAGCAGCUGCUCCAUGUUUGGCUGCUGA
Molecule: messenger RNA, 777 nt
Organism: Effrenium voratum
Lineage: Eukaryota; Dinophyceae; Suessiales; Symbiodiniaceae
Source: the annotation of a GenBank genome assembly